This is a messenger RNA of Fusarium verticillioides 7600, 1133 nucleotides long. Its product is annotated as alcohol dehydrogenase (NADP+). The transcript is spliced from 7 exons. Lineage: Eukaryota; Fungi; Ascomycota; Sordariomycetes; Hypocreales; Nectriaceae. The record is from RefSeq and is a predicted model, not a curated record. The coding region runs from base 71 to 1087 and encodes 338 amino acids. Gene Ontology annotation, cellular component: cytosol. Gene Ontology annotation, molecular function: aldose reductase (NADPH) activity.
AAAUACUCUCCCGCCUUUCUUUUCUCAUUCUUUUCAUCUCAUAUACCCUUCAAAAACACAGAAUUUCACAAUGUCUCAAGGAAAGACUUUCACUCUCAGCACCGGCGCCAAGAUCCCUCUUCUGGGAUACGGCACAUGGCAAGCUUCCCCCGGUGAGGUCGGUCAGGGAGUCUACGAGGCCCUCAAGGUCGGAUACCGACACUUGGAUCUCGCCAAGGUCUAUGGAAACCAGCCUGAGAUCGCAGAGGCCUUGAAGAAGUCCUUUGCUGAGAUCCCUGGCCUGAAGCGCGAGGAUGUUUUCAUUACCUCUAAGCUCUGGAACUCUCAGCACGACCCUAAGCAGGUUGAGGCUGCUCUGGAUGACUGUCUGCAGGAGCUUGGUCUUGACUACCUUGAUCUGUACCUUAUCCACUUCCCCGUUUCUUUCAAGAACUCGGGUGCUCCUAUUGGCCAGGAUCUGUUCCCUCUCACUGGAGGAAACCAGCCCGAUGGUGACGUCGUCAUCGAUGACAGCAUCUCUAUUGUCGACACAUGGAAGGCCGUCACCGAGCUUCCCAAGUCCAAGGCCCGCGCUGUCGGUGUUUCCAACCAUACCAAGGAGCACCUCGAGGCGAUUAUCAAGGGCACUGGAGUCGUCCCUGCUGUCAACCAGAUUGAGCGCCACCCUCUCUUGAUCCAGAAGGAUCUCAUUGACUACUGCAAGGAGAAGAACAUCCACGUCACCGCCUACUCUGCUUUCGGUAACAACAUGGUCAACGCUCCCCUCCUCUUCACCUACCCCGAGAUCAAGGCCGUCGCCGAGCGAUUGACGAAGGAGAAGGGUCAACCCGUCUCCCCCACCCAAGUCCUUCUCGCCUGGGCUCAGGUUGGUGGCCACAGCGUCAUCCCCAAGUCUGUCACACCUAAGCGUAUUGCCGAGAACUUCCAGGAGAUCGACUUGUCCGAGGACGAUAUCCGCGAGAUUGAGCAGGUUGGCAAGGAGCAGCGCCGAUACAACGUUCCUUACGUCGCUAACAAGCCUCGAUGGGACGUAAACAUCUUCGGCCACGAGGAUGAGAAGCCUGCUACCCACCAGGUCAUCAUUUAGACAAAAGUAAAAGUAGAUAUAGAAACGAUUGGCUUGUUUUCUCCUA